AUGGCUAAGGUUGUAUCUCAACCACCUGAGUCUGUCUCCUGCCAGACACAAGCAGUCAGUUCCAAUGUAGCUCCCGCACUGCCUCCUUGCCUUGUGGUGCGCCCGUGUCCUCUGACUCUUGAACAUCAGGCAUCUAUCACUCUUUCUCAUGCUGGCGGAGCCACUGUGGUGAACACCGCCUUCCCUACAGACCCAGGGUUGAAUCCAGACUUGACCGGGCUCCAGUCCCCGUUAUCCGUCAUGCCUUCUGCCAGUGAUCAAACUCCUAGGAUUUUCUUUUCGCCUUCUGACUACAAUCUUCCGGACUUUUCUGGCCCAUUUGGAGCCUUCCCUCCACCUGAUUCCCUGCAAGGCGACUCUCAAUACUCUCUUUCUGCAUCUACCGCGAUUCAUUCUCGUUAUCUGGACGUCGAAAGCCCUUCGGUGGGUAUCAUCGGCGUGACCCAUCACCCAACAAGCCCAUUGGAUUUAGAACCACAGAGCACCGCGCCAUGGUCACACUUGUCUGCCACUGAAGGACCAACCCCCCCUUUCCCCACCAAUAUCAGGACCGACGAAUCUGAGCAGUCUCGACAUCUGUCUACUCCCAACCGUCAACGUGCGGGUUCCUCUGCCAGUGGACAGGAAUCAGUCAGAGAUUCGGCUUAUUGGACUGGAUCACGAAAAUCUCAAAAUGAAGGUGAUUCUCUAAUAGAUCCCUCUGCAGAAACCAUGGAUCCACGGCCCUAUAGAUCUCAGUUGUUCACUUCUGGUCCUCGGAUCUCUGUUUAUCCUUCCUCGCACUCGACAAUCAUCCCCGGGGGAUUUUCCAACCCUCCCCCUUCUGAGUCGGGCCAGUCUGUCAGUCCUUUACCAAGGCCGGCUCAGAGACCGGCUCGUCUCCGAUGUCGUGAAUGCGAUUACCAUGCAAAGACGAGGUCAGAUCUCAAAAAACACUGCGCUCGACACCAACGAGAACAUAGAUGCACGUUCCCUGCAUGUCCACGCCAGGCAAAAGGCUUCGCUACCAGCAAUGACCUCGAUCGACAUCUGAAGUCGGUUCACGACGUCAACAACCGAAACACCAAAUAUUUCAGAUGCUUUGCGGAAGGCUGUCCGAGAUCAGCAAAGAAAUGGCCUCGUCUAGAUAAUUUCAAGCAACAUCUACAGAAAAUGCAUCAAAAAGAGGAUCAGAAACGACUGUUGGAAUUAUCUGAGGAGUGGUAUAAGCAAGAGGGAAAUCGGCAAGAGCGGAAUGAUGAGACAGAAUUUAAUUUUGUUUCAAACUCGAUGCUUCCUGCCGCCCCGGUGAGGUCUGUCACAGAGUCAUACCAGGCUUAUCAGGAUAUCUACCCGGAUCCAAGCCAGUCCUUCAAUCAGGGCAUUCCGAUCGACGGUCAAAUGAGGCGUUCCUACGGUUUCGACAAUCAAGCAGUGGACCCCAGUCUCUCUUCAAGCCCAAAUCCUCGCAUGGGCAUGGCUCAAGGAGUUCAACAUCAACGUACUUCCAGCGCGGCGGGUUCGGCUGGGCUGCAACGACAGUUUCCCCCCCCGGCUCCAAUCAACACCAGCAAUCUGGUCCCUCCAGGAAUGAUGAUGCAAAGGGCGAAAUCGCAAACUAUAUAUUCUCAAUCCCAGGACACGUCACAUUCCGCGAACAGUUUUAGUCCCGUUGGGGAUGCACAACCUUGGCCCACCACCCCUUGGGCCGGCAUUGAGCCCCCGGCGGCCAGGAACGUUCGGUCGUUGCCAGCCGCCAAGAGAAUGAAUAAUCCCCCCCGGUAUGCAUUCGCAAACAACCAGAUUCGAAGGGUCCAAGGUCCUCAUACCAUUGCCGAUCCUGUCCUGGACUCAGAUAGGAUGACAGAAUUUCAGUCUCCUCAGGAAGUCCAAUCUGCCAUACCUAAUGAGCUAGGUGGGCGACCAGAAGAUUACCUCAUGAACAUCGGGGUUAGCACUGCGCCAGAGAAUUCACCCCAUCAAGGUUUCAAGGUAAACAUCUUCCCUCCCGAAGAUGAACACAAACCCCCCAACACCGAAAUCGGGAAACUUCUUGAAGAUGAGAUCAAAACUUUUUUAGACGAACACGCCCUGAAAUCAGACAAAGCUAGGAUCCCCCUUUCUGCAGCAGACAUUGUUAGUCGAUUUCGAAUGACAUUACGGUCCUCUUUCGACGACCGGACCAGUGUUGGUGGCUCUUCGAUCAGUCGGUUCACAGGACCCGUCGAUUCUGAAACGCCUCGCGGCAAAGUAUGCCCCCACACCAAGAAGACAUACUUUCCCUGUCCAGUCAAGGGUUGCAACAAAGUCAAAAUGCGGCCUAGCGAGUUGAAAAAGCAUAUGCAUCGCCAUGAGAGACCCUUUGGCUGCACUUUUGAUAGAUGCAACAAGACAUUUGGCAGCAAAAACGACUGGAAACGGCACGAACAGGGACAGCAUGAACAACCGGAAUGCUGGCGCUGUAGCACGUGUCAUGAGGUCCUCUACCAUUCCGAGGAUAACUACAUCGAUCAUAUGCGUCGCACACAUCCCGAGUGUCGUUCAGAGGAUGGGAGGUACAAUGCAAGAAGGCACCGGAUUGCCAGAAACUACCAAGGCCAGUUCUGGUGUGGCUUCUGCAAUAGCAUCAUUGUACACCAUCAACACGGCGUGGAUGCCAUUAAUAUCAGAUUCAACCACAUCGCCGAUCACUUCAUCAAAGACAAGAAGUCCCAUCAGAGCUGGUUCGAACUUGGUGGAAAAGGGAAAACGAAACAAGUUCUGGCUGAAGAGCAACGCCAUUCGAACCUCGAAGAUGGAGAUGAGGGAAUGGAAAGGACUGAAGCAGAGUCUGACAGCAGCCAGUCCUCCUCCUCUUCACACAGCGACUCUUCGCCCGAACAGCAACCGUUUUCCCCACAAUCAUCGUCAGCGGUGACGAGUCCAAGUGAUCCUCGGCAAGAGAGAGUAGAAACUGGACUCAACGCUAAUCAGCUCAAAGCUUCUCAAACGAUGAUGGUUCAACAGAGCAUCAUAAAGCCAUGGCAGGGUCAAACUCAUCAUCAUCCAAGUAUGAGUACGAGUAACAAGAUGCCUGCUGAACUUAUUAUCUGCUGUCGUUGUGGAGGGCCUACUUCCUUUCUCAACAAAACAAAAACUUGUAUGGAUGACAGUUGCCUCCAUGAAUAUUGCCCAGAUUGUGAAGUGGCGAUACCAAAGUUCAAGAAAAAGAAAAAGAAAAAUGACGAGAGUAUCAGCGUCGCUCGCCAAGACAUGAAAUUGAUUGAUAUGUGA
Rhinocladiella mackenziei CBS 650.93 is the source of this 3252-nucleotide messenger RNA. RefSeq lists its product as uncharacterized. Gene Ontology annotation, cellular component: chromosome. NCBI's taxonomy places the organism in Eukaryota, Fungi, Ascomycota, Eurotiomycetes, Chaetothyriales, Herpotrichiellaceae. Gene Ontology annotation, molecular function: chromatin insulator sequence binding. Gene Ontology annotation, biological process: regulation of transcription by RNA polymerase II. The record is from RefSeq and is a predicted model, not a curated record. The coding region runs from base 1 to 3252 and encodes 1083 amino acids. The transcript has 3 exons.